UCUUCAGCGCGCGUGCGAUCGUUAAACUAUAGGGAGCCACCUUAACACUAUCCGAAAAAUAACUCUCGCACGCGUUGCGUGCCUAUGUUUUCGCAAUACCAACAGUCAAUACACACGUACAGCGGAGUUUCCUCUUAAAAGUCGCCAUGUUUGCUCUUUACUCCAGGAUGAUCAAUCCAUUGUUUAUUUUCUUGUCGAGUAAACGAUUUCGAUCAAAGAGUAGUCAGAUUUUUCAUGUGCUGAAAGGCUUACUCGCACACUGUGGAGGAAGAAGAAGGGUAAAUGUGCUAAUUACCUCACAGAUAUCAAAUGGGUAAUAAGUUGAUAAAGUCACGAAGUCGAACGAAGACCGAUAAACCAACACCUGCCGCUUUUCCGCGUCAACCAAUACAGCCAUUGAGAGGUACAAGCUCCGUUUUCUCUAAUUUCCCUCGGGUCAUCGCUGAGUUGCGCCACCAUCGCGGUUCUGCUGCUGGAGAAAGCGAAGAAGAAGAAGGAGAAGGUUCUGAUAGCGACGAAGAGGUUCACUGUUGUCUGUUUGCACCUGACGAUGAAUCUGUUCUCGUCACCUGCUCGACUCCAAGACCUUGUGGGCCUUUUAGCCCUGUCAUAGGAGUCGGCCAUUUGAGAGUGUUUGAUAUCAAUUCGAGUUCUUGCACGAAGGAAGUCAUCACUUUCCAUUCGCAAGAAUGCGAUAUCUCGAGGGACGGAGAACUUAUUACUUUUCUCACAAACUCCGGACGAGGGGAAGUUGCACUUGUCAAGCGAAACAGAAAUUCCCGCAGUGGAAUUGCAGAUCGAGUCGAUAAAUUCCAGCCUUGCUGUACAGGCAUGACUGGCCAAGCGCUUUCUUGCAAAUUUUCACCCGAUGCCAGACACAUUGUGAGUGCUGCUUCUUUAGAUUUUCAUAGUAUGCGCGAGACAAACGAGUUGAGUUUGUGGAACGUCAAAUCGAUGCAAAUCGAAGCCAAGGUAGUUCUGCGCGAUGUCACAGAUUUUUGUGGAUUUGUUACAUGUUGCGAAUUUUCUCCAGAUGGCCAGUACAUCGCGGUGUCAACAUCUAAAGAACAGCUGUGCAUCCUGAGGAGCAAAAAUCUGGACGUUGUGACCGUUUUAAGGAGAAGAUGUAGAGGAAAUAUGUGCUGGAGUGUUUUUAAUCCGACGUCCAGGCACGAAGUGCUUGCGUGUUGUUUACAGGAUGGACGCGUGGAAAUCUGGCGCAAAUUGGAUAUUCAGUCUGGGGCCUGUGAACUGCGAUAUGUUCGUGAAAGAGAGCGUGUGUCACGUGUCAGGCUAUACUCUUGUCAGUAUUCACCUGAUGGCCAAAUGCUGGCAGUUGGAACAUCAACUGCCAGCAUUAUUAUGCUGAAUAGUGACAGUUUAGAAGCACUUUUCUAUCUGGACAGUAAAACAUCACCAAGCCCUUUUGCACCCAGACACAAUGCUACUGUGCACGGCAUCGCAUUUUCAAAGUCGCAACAGUAUGUAGCAGCUGGUUAUAGUGAUGGGAUGGCAAGGAUUUGGGCUAUGCCCAUAAGGUUUGAUUUAAAGCAUUUAUGCCGAGUUGUCAUCUUGCAUCAUGUACCGGCCAGUAAAAUCAGUUCUCUCCCAGUCCCCAAUGGUAUUAAGACAUACCUUCUGAACAGGUGUGAUAAUUAAAACCAUGUCCAUAAACAUUGUAGCUAUAUUACGAUACUGUUAUUCAUCUGGGACAGGUUGUUCGAAAGCCGGUUAAUACUAACCCAAAAUCAAAAGUUAACCAAAGUAUCAAUUUUUCUUGUAUAAAAAUGUUUUUCAUUGCUUAUGUAUUGUGCAGUUUAAGAUUAUUAAGGAGGGGGUAAACAUGAAUUUAAGUUUCAUUGCUUAUGUAUUGUGCAGUUUAAGAUUAUUAAGGAGGGGGUAAACAUGAAUUUAAGUGGGUUAUGGAACACCACCAGACAGUUGAACGCCCCCGAAAGGGCACCCCAGGUUGGUGGACAACUGUUUGAUGUACGUCUACCAAUUUUUAACUCCAAAUGCUAAUUUUCAAACAAGACCAAUUCUUCAAAAUUUCCUAUUUCCAUAAAUUUAACUAAAUCUUUGAGAAAAACUAUUUAUCUCCAAACAUAACUAAAAAUCACCAAAAAAUUUACAAAACAGCCCAAAACAUAGAUAUGUGGGGUGAGCAGAGAGAUUAUUGACUGCUUGAACGAGAUUUUUGCAUUAAAACCAUAAUACCCAGCCAAAAUAUGGCCUUCAUGUAGACUCCUGCCUUAAAACUCAAAACUGAAAG
This is a messenger RNA of Orbicella faveolata, 2272 nucleotides long. RefSeq lists its product as uncharacterized. The record is from RefSeq and is a predicted model, not a curated record. Lineage: Eukaryota; Metazoa; Cnidaria; Anthozoa; Scleractinia; Merulinidae. Gene Ontology annotation, molecular function: protein binding. Gene Ontology annotation, biological process: intracellular signal transduction; protein polyubiquitination.